Messenger RNA from Trichosurus vulpecula (common brushtail), 701 nucleotides. RefSeq names its product mitochondrial ribosomal protein S24 (gene MRPS24). The transcript is spliced from 4 exons. Lineage: Eukaryota; Metazoa; Chordata; Mammalia; Diprotodontia; Phalangeridae. The coding region runs from base 21 to 524 and encodes 167 amino acids. Gene Ontology annotation, biological process: translation. Gene Ontology annotation, cellular component: mitochondrion. The record is from RefSeq and is a predicted model, not a curated record.
CGUCCGAUGCCUGUCCCAAGAUGGCGGCGCCCUUGUGCGGCGGCCGGUUCGGCCUGCGGGUGGCCGUCGCUGGGGUCCCACAGCUGCUGUAUACCUGCGGUGUCCACACUACCGCUGUUUGCUGUAAGAACCGAGCGGCUCGGGUCCGAGUGGGGAAGGGGGACAAGCCGGUGACCUACGAGCAAGCUCACGCCCCUCACUACAUCGCUCACCGCAAGGGCUGGCUGUCCCUGCACACGAGUAACCUGGACGGAGAGGAGGGGGCUGCUGAGAGGACAGUGGAGGACGUGUUCCUCCGCAAAUUCUUGUACGGCACCUUCCCGGGCUGCCUGGCCGAUGAGGUGGUCAUUAAGCGCCAGGCCAACCAGCUGGUCAUCUGCAUGCUGCUGCUGCAGCGCCUGCCACCCUCCAAGCUCUACUUCCUGGUGGGCUACAGCGAGACUUUGCUCUCCACCUUCUACAAGUGCCCUGUGCGGCUGAGCUUGCAGACUGUGCCCAGCAAAUCCAUCUACAAGUACAUCUAGGUGCCCCCUGCCCGGCCCUGAACACCUUGGACAGGAGUCUGGCCUCAGGACCCACGGACUUGGUCAUUGCUGCUAUUGGAGAAAGCUUCCCAGGUCAGGCAAGAGGGCAGUGGUCUUCAAAGUAGGGAGUGAUUUCUUGUUAAAUUGUGUGUAUAAUAAAGCUUUUUGUUUCUGGUA